AUGACUAGUUCGUUGAAAGAAGCAGAGUCAAUUCAAGUCAGGAGCCAAGAGAAGGAAGGAGUCAGCCAUAAGAAGAAAAAAGUUGAACCAUUUUUGACGGAAGUUCCGAAACUUUCAGUGUUUUUUCGUCCGAUUAGUGCAAGCUCGCAAAAUUCAAGUGAAAAUGAAAUUGCUUGUGUUCCCUUGGAUUGCACUGUUGGAGAAAUUUUAUCCACCAACAACGAUGUAAGUCUGCCAAAUUCACCUUCAUCUUUUGAACAAAGUCCAGAUACUCAGGAAUUGGAGACUGGCCAUGCGGCCCAUGCCGAUUUUUCAGUAAAGCCAGUGUGUAGCUCAGUAGAUCUACAAAUCACUGACGAAACUUCAACUUUGACUUUAUUUUCUGAAGACCCGGCAAACUGGGAUAGAGAAAACGAAAAUUUAAUUGAACACUUGAUUUUGAAUCCUCCAAAGAGCAAUUCGAACUUAAUUUGCCGUUCUAGUUCUAGUACCAGUAGCAAGUUUGAAGCAAUUCACAGUGAGUAUGAAGUGAAAGACAAGUUGCGGGGAUCCACUACAGAUAAUGGAUCAAAUUUUCUCAAGUGUUUCAGAGAAAGAGAUGCAUCGUCUUCACUUCCUAACUACGACGACCUAAUUGAUGAAGAAUUUGAAGAACAUUUACUAGAAGAAGAAGCUGACGAGGACAUGUUCUACUUUGAUAUAGGCGAUAUAUUGACUGAUCUUCCGUUGAACAGAACACCACAAAAUGAAAAUGUGACCCUUCCAGUACACAGGAAGUGUGCAUGUCACCUUCUCAGCCUCAUCUGUAAAGUUGACAUCUAUAAAAUUCAAGAUCCUCUUAUGGAACAACUGAGUUCAACGCUGAAAGAUGAGGCAUCUAUUAUUCACUGCCAGCCAUUAAUAACAAGUCUGUUAGACGCUAUUCAAUCUAGAUUUGAAAAAAUGUUUUCUGACAAUGAGCUUCGUUUAGCUACCAUUUCAAAUCCAAUAUUCAAGCAAUCAUGGCUGGAAAAUUCAGAACAAUUUAAUCGAGCCAAAUCAGAAGACAGUAGCGACGGAACAUCCUCGUUUCAUUCAGAAACAAGCCCUGAAAAACGUAGGAAAAAGGACUUUUUUUCUAGUAUAACGAAGAAAAUCAGUAAAGAGAUUACAAACGAUGAAAUUGAAAAAUAUAUGUACUUCUGUCAGACUUUGGAACAACUCAACGAUUAUCCAACAAUGACAUACAUUUACAAACGCUACAACGUGACUCUCCCAUCUUCUACGUCUGUGGAGAGGUUGUUUAGUCGGGGAGGACUAAUUUUUACCCCUAAACGGUUAAAACUUACUGACAAAAACUUUGAAAUGUUAUUGUUUUUAAAAGUGAAUCACAAAGUUUUUGAAGAAGAAUGUUGA
Molecule: messenger RNA, 1395 nt
Organism: Daphnia magna
Lineage: Eukaryota; Metazoa; Arthropoda; Branchiopoda; Diplostraca; Daphniidae
Exons: 8
Coding region: 1-1395 (464 amino acids)
Molecular function (GO): protein dimerization activity
Source: RefSeq, a predicted model, not a curated record